Nakaseomyces glabratus is the source of this 267-nucleotide messenger RNA. It is a transcript of the gene STE18, whose product is annotated as Ste18p. The record is from RefSeq and is a predicted model, not a curated record. Gene Ontology annotation, molecular function: G-protein beta-subunit binding. Gene Ontology annotation, biological process: G protein-coupled receptor signaling pathway. Lineage: Eukaryota; Fungi; Ascomycota; Saccharomycetes; Saccharomycetales; Saccharomycetaceae. Gene Ontology annotation, cellular component: heterotrimeric G-protein complex.
AUGGAAGUGUCACAAUCGCAAUUGGACUUGAAGAUCAAGUAUUUGAAGCUCAAGCGGAUCAACGAGCUCAAUGACAAGCUCAGGGACGAGUUGCAGCGGGAGCGGAUCACGGCAUCCAAUGCUUGCUUGCAAUUGAUUGCUUACACCACUUCCACUAGGGACUACGCCUUGCCCACACUAUGGGGCUAUCCACCUGCCGAUACUAACCACUUCAGGGACUUCCAAACGCAGCAUGCAGACGAUGCUACGUGUUGUACCAUCAUGUAA